UGGUACGAUCUUCAGGGCGAUUUCAUUUCUCCCUGAAAAUACUGGUAAUUCACUCCAUUUUUCUCCUUCAAUUUUCCCUUCCAUUUUCUUCUUCAUCAUCAAUUUCAUUCCCACCCGAUUCACCGAUCGAUCAAGAUGAUUAUUACCGUGAAGGAUUCGACUAUGGUGACUCCGGCGGAGGAGACGCCGCAUCGGAGCCUCUGGAAUUCCAGCAUCGAUCUCGUGAUUCCAAGUAUGCACACGCCGAGUGUCUACUUCUACCGACCUACCGGCGCCUCUAAUUUCUUCGACGCUCAAGUUCUAAAGGAAGGUCUAAGCAAGGCGCUGGUUCCGUUUUAUCCAAUGGCUGGACGGUUGAGACGCGAUGAAGACGGUCGAAUCGAGAUCGACUGUAGUGCCGAAGGUGUGCUUUUUGUUGAGGCUGAGACCACGGCGGUUAUUGAUGAUUUUGGUGAUUUUGCGCCGACGUUGCAGCUCCGGCAGCUUAUUCCGGCCGUCGAUUACUCCGGUGGAAUUGAGUCGUAUCCGUUGCUGGUGUUACAGGUGACACACUUCAAAUGCGGCGGUGUUUCGCUCGGCGUUGGAAUGCAGCACCAUGUGGCGGACGGCUUCUCCGGUCUCCACUUCGUCAACACUUGGUCCGACAUGUCGCGUGGCCUCGACCUCAAAGUCCAGCCUUACAUCGACCGGACCCUCCUCCGCGCACGGGACCCACCUCAACCGACCUUCCGACACGUCGAAUAUGAACCGGCCCCAUCCAUGAAAAGCCCGGUCCAACCCGACCCGGAAGGAACCACAGUCUCCAUUUUCAAAUUCACCCGGGAGCAGCUUAAUUUACUCAAAGCCAAAUCCAAAGAAAACGGCAACACCACCAACUACAGCUCCUACGAGAUGCUCUCCGGCCACGUAUGGCGGUGCACGUGCAAGGCGCGUGACCUUCCAGAGGAUCAAGACACUAAGCUCUACGUCGCCACCGAUGGCCGUGCCCGGUUGCGCCCGCCGCUCCCUAACGGCUACUUCGGCAACGUCAUUUUCACAGCGACGCCGCUCACCGUCGCCGGCGAACUAAUGUCGAAUCCGACGUGGUUCGCCGCUGGCAAGAUCCACGACGCGUUGAUUCGGAUGGACAACGAUUAUUUGAGAUCGGCUUUGGAUUAUCUCGAGGUUCAGCCGAACAUAUCGGCGUUGGUCCGUGGUGCUCAUACUUACCGGUGCCCUAAUUUGGGGAUCACGAGCUGGGUCCGGCUGCCGAUUCACGACGCCGAUUUUGGGUGGGGCCGGCCGAUUUUUAUGGGCCCUGGCGGAAUCGCAUUCGAGGGAUUGUCGUUUAUAAUCCCGAGUGCUUCCGACGAUGGCAGCUUGUCGGUGGCGAUUUCGCUGCAAAAUCAACAUAUGAAGGUGUUUGAGAAGCUGUUCUUUGAUAUUUGAGGAAGUUGGGUGACGGAGUGUAACAGAGAUCGGUGGUUUUUUUCCCGGCACGGCCGAGGAAGUUUGCCGGGAUGGUCUUUUUUUUUCCUCUCCCCUAUCUCCUUUAUUUUUUUCGUACUUUUUACUUUUUACUUUUUCUUUUUCUAUGUUCUUUUGGGCUUUUUCAGUUGUAGUUUAAUCAAAUAUCGUUUCUUCCAGAUACGUGUAGUUGUUUAAUUGUAAAGACCUUCCAGUUAAGUAAUGAUAUACCGUGAAUGCAGAUGUGGAAUUAAUUUAGUCCUUAAAUUA
Benincasa hispida (wax gourd) is the source of this 1716-nucleotide messenger RNA. RefSeq names its product hydroxycinnamoyl-CoA shikimate/quinate hydroxycinnamoyl transferase (gene HCT). NCBI's taxonomy places the organism in Eukaryota, Viridiplantae, Streptophyta, Magnoliopsida, Cucurbitales, Cucurbitaceae. Gene Ontology annotation, molecular function: acyltransferase activity, transferring groups other than amino-acyl groups. The record is from RefSeq and is a predicted model, not a curated record.